Messenger RNA from Capronia coronata CBS 617.96, 1068 nucleotides. RefSeq lists its product as uncharacterized. The transcript has a single exon. Bases 1 to 1068 code for a protein of 355 amino acids. Lineage: Eukaryota; Fungi; Ascomycota; Eurotiomycetes; Chaetothyriales; Herpotrichiellaceae. The record is from RefSeq and is a predicted model, not a curated record.
AUGUGUCACGGAACGAUCUUCCAUUUCACGUGCGGCUGCACGCAAGAAGUGCCGAAGUACCUAUGCGCACUGCCAACCGAAGAGUGCCGCAAGUCGCUACGGAACUCGCCCCGUCAGAACCUCGACGGUCCAUGCCCCGACCAUCGACGGUCCUUCGGCGUGUCCACACCCAGCCAGUACAUCCACCCAGCAUUUCGCAACGGACCAACACCAUCAGCACCUCAAUUCCAACCACAACCACAAUCACGGCCACAGCAAUCUACUGCCCAAUCCACCGUCCAGCCUCCCCGAGGCAGCAAUGUGGUGAUGGCGAACCGACCCAUGCGCACAACCAAGUCAUCAGCAUCUCCAUCCUCCUAUCCCGACCCAGACCGACGCCGAAAACGAUCCACCGGCGGUCAUGGUAGCAGCGCAUAUUCUCCAGCCAGGACCUCCGCCAAUAUGCGCAACCCAGCCCGCGAUCUGCGCGACAUGCCGGCCUUUAUCGACGCUUCCACCACUUCUCCCAACAACCUGCGAUUCCAAGCCCGCGGCAACGUACGCGACUUCCGCGAGAUCCCGCAUAUCCCACAACUGCCCGCAUCUCCUCCCCCAGCUCGGCGACGGAGAGGAUCCACCCCGCUGUCCCCGAUGGCCCAUGAUUCCGGGAUCUCCAAGCAACGUCGUCCAUCGCGCAAUGGACGCCUCGUUUCGCCGUCUCCAGUCUUGCCGCUCUAUAACGACUACAACGGCCGCGCCGCCAACACCACUUACUCGGAAGCGCAAAAGGCAGCCCACCUGCAACGACAACUCGAAGUCCGCCGCCGUCGUGAAUUGUACGAGGAAUGCGAGAAACUGCUGGCUUCGCGCCGCUACAACAAAGAAGAACUGCUCCGCCAUCACUUGAUCCAGCAACUCCCCGAACAGGAGCAGGAGUUGUUGUUCCACAGACACGAGGCGAAAUUGCGAGCAAAUGAUCCCCAGGCACUGAGACCGCGCAAGAGGAGGGAACAGAGAUAUGAUCGACAUUCUCUUGAGCAGCAGCAGCAGCGCAAGAAGAAAGAUCAUCAUAGAUGCAGUGUCAUGUAA